Messenger RNA from Gregarina niphandrodes, 1377 nucleotides. Its product is annotated as major facilitator family transporter. The record is from RefSeq and is a predicted model, not a curated record. The transcript has 2 exons. Gene Ontology annotation, molecular function: transmembrane transporter activity. Bases 1 to 1377 code for a protein of 458 amino acids. Lineage: Eukaryota; Apicomplexa; Conoidasida; Eugregarinorida; Gregarinidae. Gene Ontology annotation, biological process: transmembrane transport.
AUGGCGAUCUUUGUUGCGGCGACGUUGUUUACAAGUGCGUUAUACUACGGAUGGCAGCAGUAUCAGAAGAUGUUGUUCCAAGAUGGGGCAUACAGUUGGCUAUGCCCGAUGGGGGAGCAGUGCAAGGAACAGGAGGAUGCAAUCAGUCGAUUGUAUUCUAUAGCGGCAGGCUGCGAAUAUGCUUCAGCCGCGAUCGGGGGAAUGUUUCUAGACCACUUAGGACCGCGACGUUCAGGUCUUAUUGGUGAGGUAACAUGGGCUAUUGGGACGUUCCUAUUAGCUAUGUCUUCACACUCGUUCCAAUCAUACAUUCCCGCCAUGAUCAUCAUCGGGUCCAGUGUGAAUAUUGUCUGUUUUCCCGCACUCACCACCAUCGAAACCUUUCCGGCAUGGCAAGGCCUGAUGGUUGGAGUGGUCCUUGGUGCCCAAAAUGCAGCUACGGGUAUACCCCCUUUGCUAUACAGUAUAAUGCGACAUACCGACUGCUCUCUACGCACCAUCUGGCUUGUCUAUCUAGCUGUCGUCUGGCUACCCAUCACCAUUUUGUACAUACUCGCAUUACCCGGAGCUCAUGACUUCAAGAAAAUGCUGAAAUUACAGAGACAACAACUGGUACAAGACGAACCAACCGAAGAGGUUGAGGCCACAGACAUCAUCGAGGGCAAAGCCUCCUGGAAAGCCUUCGGAAAGAACCUCGCCAACAUUGACAUGCUCGUCAUGGCUAUAUACUUCGCCACUAUGAUGCUUAUUUAUGCCUAUUACCCGACUGUGGUUGCUUACGCGAUAUCUGAUGAGAUUUCGGACUUCAUGGCUUACGCAAUGCCUACACAAGCAUUUUGGGCUUUAUGUGUUGGCGUGAUAGCUGACUGGUUCUGUACUGCCUAUUUGAUGAUUGGAAUGUGUUUAUUUUUAGAGAUGUCAUUUAUUUUGACCAUCUGUGCUACAUGUCCUACUGGAUGGGAGCAUUACCUUGCAUGUUCAAUUUUGGUAAUUUCUCAGUGUGCGAUCUUCGAGGUGAAGUAUACGUAUGUUGCGGAAAUGUUUGAUCCUUACAACUUUGGCAAGCUGGUAGGUUUCUUAGGAGUGGUUGGAGGUUGUGCAACCUUCCUAAACAUCCCAGUUGUAUCGACCUCCAAUUAUCGAACUGUGUUCAUUAUUUACUGCUCUGUACUCCCUGUCUGUGCGGCAUUAACCGCGUUCCUUCGCUGGCGACAACUACAUGGUGUCACCUACAAAACCGUCCCGGAAACCAAGUCCGAAAAUGCCGCCGCACUUCUUCAAGCUAACAUACAAACUCACAAUACCGCAUGUGGCAUUGAAGACUCUCAUUAUGUCACCCUACUAACAGUGACACACACACGCGCGCUACAUUCCUGA